AUGGCAGUUGAUUUUACCUGCCUUUGUUCUCAAGCACCGCACAAAAAUCUAUUCCACUUUUCAUCAUCUUAUGCAAGUAAAGAAUACAAGGGUCAGUUACAGAAGGACAAGGAAAUACAGUGCCCGGAUAUUUCUAAAGAAGCCAUCAAAAAUGGCCGCAUUCUUAGCAGCAAUAGACUGUUUCGAUCGCUAGCUGUGUACGAAUGUAAUGAGGGAUACCGCAUUGUUGGAAACAGAACAAGAACAUGUCGACAAGAUGGAACAUGGUCGGAAGACCCUCCCAUUUGCCAAGGUAGCAAAUGCGAUACACCCAGAGCGCCAGACAAUGGCAACGUUACGACUGAAACUCUACAAUCUGUCGUCGUCGCUACGUACUCUUGCAAUGCAGGAUAUACAUUGAAAGACGGAGGUAUUACAAGAGUCUGUUUUCCAAAUGGAGUGUGGAGUGGAAAUCAACCAUUGUGUAAACCUUGCAGCUGCGAUUCUCCUCAAUCACGUCGAGAUGCGAACAAGAAACGUCACGCUGUUGUUUUGCUGCAAAUAACUUCUUCAGCGCAAGAAAUACAAGAAGAAAUAUCAUACAAAGCUAAAAUUAAAAAUAUCUGCCGCGCCAACAAUGCCGUAGCACGCAAGAUAAAAACUGGACAGUUUGCGUCGCUUGCUGUAACACAGCGAACUCAAGAUGGAACUUGCCGCUGCCCAAACUUUCAGAGAAAAGUUGUGUACGCGGUAGGAGUUAACAUCAACAGCAAAUCCGGAAAGAACUGGAAACUUGAAGUACCGCGAAACUUUUAUGUGGCAAAAUCCAAACUUUGCUAACACAAACUUGCAAUAUUGAAAUUGCUGUAGUUAAUUAUUGUUACAAAAGCACGUAUUAUUGGAUAGUACUGAUGUGCUUUGAAUAAUGUCUGUGUGAAGUUAUGAGCAGUUUUAAAUCCCUUUCAACAAACAGCUUUGGUACACAACAACA
Corticium candelabrum is the source of this 970-nucleotide messenger RNA. Its product is annotated as C4b-binding protein beta chain-like. NCBI's taxonomy places the organism in Eukaryota, Metazoa, Porifera, Homoscleromorpha, Homosclerophorida, Plakinidae. The record is from RefSeq and is a predicted model, not a curated record. The transcript has 5 exons. Bases 1 to 819 code for a protein of 272 amino acids.